This is a messenger RNA of Sesamum indicum (sesame), 617 nucleotides long. RefSeq names its product cytochrome C oxidase assembly factor. Gene Ontology annotation, biological process: mitochondrial respiratory chain complex IV assembly. Gene Ontology annotation, cellular component: mitochondrion. The record is from RefSeq and is a predicted model, not a curated record. NCBI's taxonomy places the organism in Eukaryota, Viridiplantae, Streptophyta, Magnoliopsida, Lamiales, Pedaliaceae.
CACAGCCCAAUAAACCAUGUCGAGGAAACUAGAAAAACCCAGAGAAGAAGACAGUCUACACAGGUUUUAGAGAAAUAAAAGAACGAGAGAGAUCAGAAAUGGCGAAGUCCUGCAAAGGUCUGGCUAUGGAACUCGUCAAGUGCCUUAGCGAAUCCGAUUGUGUUAAGGUGGAGAACCGGCCAUACAGAGAAUGUGCAAAAGAGAAGGCGCCGAAAAUUUCCAGCGAGUGCGUGGGCUUAAGAGAAACGUAUUUCAACUGCAAGAGAGGACAGGUUGACAUGAGAGCUAGAAUACGCGGAAACAAGGGUUACUAGCAACUGUGGUCUAUUCCUAUUCAGUGAGCAGUAGUGAAAUUUGACACUUAAAACUCAACUCCACCACUUGAAUCCUGGGGAAGGAGACCAACUGAUUUUGCCUGAAUGUAUCUCUUUUGUUUCUCAAAUGUACAGAUUGCUGAGUGGAGAACUUUUUCGUGGGAACUCAAGUUGUGUUGUGAGAGAAUUACAAUCAUUUACAUGCGGAAUUUUUCAUAUAUAAAUGAUUAUGAUUGUUUAAAUAAAUUCUCAUACACCUUUGGGUGUACGAACAUAUGUCCGUCACAAAGGACAUAAAACACC